Helobdella robusta is the source of this 951-nucleotide messenger RNA. RefSeq lists its product as hypothetical. Gene Ontology annotation, molecular function: protein binding. The transcript has 6 exons. The record is from RefSeq and is a predicted model, not a curated record. Lineage: Eukaryota; Metazoa; Annelida; Clitellata; Rhynchobdellida; Glossiphoniidae. Bases 1 to 951 code for a protein of 316 amino acids.
AUGGUCAAAUUAACCAUCGACAUGCUGAUCCGUAAAAAAUCCGGACAGCUGAAUAAGAAACGUGAUGAAAGUUUGACCAGAUUUUUAAAAAAGCAGACACAUUUGAAUCUAGAAAACAGGCAGAUUACUGAGAUUGGCGCAGAACUGAAAUCAUGCCCUAAUUUGUUAGUGCUCUAUCUAUAUGACAACCAGUUGACGACAAUGCCAGAUCUGACUAAGAAUAUUUACAUUGAGGCUAUCUACAUACAAAACAAUUGUAUCUCGAGGAUACAGUAUCUUGAUAACUUGUCAAAGUUGAAAAAAAUAUAUCUAGGGCACAAUCAUAUAUGUGUGCUGGAGGGUUUUGAAACUGUUGAGCAGCUGGAAGAAUUGAACAUCGAAUGCCAGAAACUGGCUCCUGGGGACUCUUUGAUUGUCGACCCUUUUAGUGUUUUUGCAUUUUCGAAAACACUGAAAAUUUUAAAUGUGGCAGGCGACAAUCUGACAUCGAUAGCAGCUUUCGAGAGCUGCGUCAGCCUAAGGGUUGCUAACUUCACUAACAAUUUCAUCGAUAACUUAGCUGAAACGGCCGAUGUCAUCAGUAAGAAAUGGUUCUACAUCACGAAAUUAGAUUUUAGCGGGAAUCCUAUUUGCAGUGCACAUAAAUAUAGAGAUGAGAUAAUUCUCGCUGCUAUUAAUACUCUAGAAAUUUUGGACGAGAAGGAAAUAACAGAGAACACGAAGCAAUUUUUGAGAGGAUUAAAGUUGAAAUCAGAGCCUAAAAAUAGAAUCAACUCUAACGGAGCUGUCAAUCACAUUGAAAGGGGCAAUAAUAGUAACAACAAAAACCACACAUCGUCGUCGUCCAAAAAUGACGUCAUCAAUGACAUCAACAAAGACACCAACGGCACAGAUCACAAACAGAUCAAUACUUAUUCCUUCUCAUGCGAUAAAAACAACAACAACAAUUAA